AUGGAAUACACCUAUGGAAGAAUUGAUUCUUGCAGGCAACAUUUUGAGUCAGCUGAAGUGGCAGCUGGGCUUCAGCUUUCUGUUACUGGGAUUCUUGGAUGGGAUAUGGCUCCAUAUAUAGAGGCAAUUGAUUCUCAGCAGUUGUCAUACUUCAUUGUCCAGAGUGUCCGUGAGCCUUCUCCAGGAGUGGCACAACAAAUUCGUUUUUGUUUUGGGGUUUAUGUCCCAAAUAUUCCUGCCUUGGAAUAUGGUGAACUUUUAUUGCGCUGUCAUUUAAUUGGUGAGGCGGUUAAAAUUUUUGAGGAUUUAGAGUUAUGGGAUAAUCUUAUAUUUUGCUACCGCUUAUUGGAGAAGAAAGAAGCAGCUGUUGAACUCAUCAAGAAACGACUAUCUGAAAUGCCUAAUGACCCCAGGUUAUGGUGGAGAGCUUCUCAGACACAGAAGAAUUUAGAGGUCUUCAGGCUUAUUUCUGAACUGGAACUGGAGCUACCACAAGAAAACCUAGCCAAUCUAUUGAGCAACUUACCUACCAUCCGCAAAACCCUAACCGACACCGCCAAGCUCUCUACGGCUAAGGAGGAUGAAACAGAAACAAGCUUUCUCCGACACUGCCAAGCUUUUUCCGUUCCACAGAAAGAUGAUUCUACCACUGCCCCGAAGCUCUCUACACAAACUUUUGAAUUUCUAGACGAAAUACCACUAUUUGACGAAGACGACACCGGUGCAGAUGAAGAUUGA
Messenger RNA from Quercus lobata, 738 nucleotides. RefSeq lists its product as uncharacterized. The record is from RefSeq and is a predicted model, not a curated record. NCBI's taxonomy places the organism in Eukaryota, Viridiplantae, Streptophyta, Magnoliopsida, Fagales, Fagaceae. The coding region runs from base 1 to 738 and encodes 245 amino acids. The transcript has 8 exons.